Molecule: messenger RNA, 1211 nt
Organism: Apis cerana (Asiatic honeybee)
Lineage: Eukaryota; Metazoa; Arthropoda; Insecta; Hymenoptera; Apidae
Gene: mRpL48
Product: mitochondrial ribosomal protein L48
Cellular component (GO): mitochondrial ribosome
Source: RefSeq, a predicted model, not a curated record
UACACGAAUAAAAUAUAUUUACAAUAUUAUUAAUAAAUUUUUUAUUUAAAAUAAAAUUAUUUUAAAAAUAAAAAUUUUUUAAAUAUUGAAAUUAUAUACUUAAAUAUUUUUAUCAUAUAAAUCUAAUUUUUAAAAUAAAUAAAAAAUAACAUUUAAAAUAAAAAUUGAAUUUUUUGAAUAAAUAUAAUGAUUAUAUAUUAUAUUUAAUUCAUAUUUGUAAAUAAUAUUUAUAUUUUAAUUUUGAUUUAUGUAAAAAUUUUUUUUAAAUAUAUGGAUAUGUUACUUAAUAGUAUAUGUAUUAUAUGAUAUGUGAUUAUUACAUUCAUAUACUAUUUAAUUAUUAGCUAUGAUACAAUUUAAUUGUAAUAAAUAGUAAAAAUUAAAAUUCUAUCUAUAUUGAAGAUUAAACGCUAUUUUUCAAUAUUAAUUUCAUCAGUACAAAAUGAUAUUAAACGUUCUUAAACAGUUUACAACAUAUUAUCGAUGUCCGCUAUUUAAUAAAGGAAUAAGAUUUUAUAGUAUAUAUGAACCACCAUAUCUAAAGAAAAAAGAAUUUGAAAUACCAAUUUAUCCUGUUUUAAAUAUACAAAUUAAAGGAUAUAAAUAUUCUUUACUUGAAAGUUAUCAAAGUUUUAUUCAUAAAAUAGUAAAAGUAUUUAAUAUUACUAUUGAUGACAGUUUUGCCUUUCCUCAUAAAGAAUUUAAAAUAAAAAAAUUAAAAAAAAAUACUACAAUAAUUGAUGCUGAAUAUCAUUUAAAAAUUUAUGAGAGAGAUAUGCAAAUAUCAAAUGUAUCAUCUACAAUAUGCCCUAUUUUUAUUAGGAUAUUAGAAGCAACAUUACCUGAAGGUGUUUCAUUAUCUAUACAUAAAUAUGAUCCAAUUCUAAAAAAGAAAUGUUUAAUUCCAAACAAGGAAUUGCUUGAUCUCAAAACAGAAUUACAAGAAAUGAUAGAAGAUAAAGCAAAAUAAAAUUAAUAAUAAAAAAUUUAAUAUUGAUAAGAAUAUAUAGUUUGUUUAAUAUUAUAAUUUAAAAAAAAUAUUUUGCAAAUUAAUAACACAAAUGAAUUUCAUAAUUCAUAAUAAGAUAUAAACAUUUUAAUAAUAGAAUUCAAAAAGCUUUUAUUGCAUAAAAAUUGUAUAUAAUACAAAAGUAUAUAUGUUCUUUUAUAAAUUUUAAAUAUAUGUAAAUACAGUCUUAUUUAUAUAUGUA